Molecule: messenger RNA, 5351 nt
Organism: Oncorhynchus masou masou (cherry salmon)
Lineage: Eukaryota; Metazoa; Chordata; Actinopteri; Salmoniformes; Salmonidae
Product: lysine-specific demethylase 5B-B-like
Exons: 26
Coding region: 157-4635 (1492 amino acids)
Biological process (GO): regulation of DNA-templated transcription; chromatin remodeling
Cellular component (GO): nucleus; chromatin
Molecular function (GO): histone H3K4me/H3K4me2/H3K4me3 demethylase activity; DNA binding
Source: RefSeq, a predicted model, not a curated record
AGGUGCUGUUCCCGGACCAGAUAAUGCGAGUGAGACUUCAAUGAGUGAGUGGUGAUGUUCUUAAUUGACCGAGUUAAAGGGUGCAGUUCUUCAAAGACAGCUUUCAUUGAACUUUAAUACGUGCAACUCGCAGCUAUUUAGAACGAAGAUGCAACGAUGACCCAGCUUCGGACCAACGAGUUCAUUGCUCCACCAGAGUGUCCUGUUUUUGAGCCCAGUUGGGAGGAAUUUGCCGACCCAUUUGCGUAUAUCAACAAAAUACGGCCUAUUGCAGAGAAAACGGGCAUCUGCAAGAUCCGACCGCCAAAGGGAUGGCAGCCACCGUUUGCAUGCGACGUGGACAGUCUGCACUUCACUCCCCGUAUCCAGAGACUUAAUGAGUUGGAGGCUCAAACCAGAGUCAAGCUCAACUUCCUGGAUCAAAUCGCAAAGUUCUGGGAGCUACAAGGGUGCACACUGAAAAUCCCUCAUGUGGAAAGAAAGAUUCUGGACCUAUACCAACUCAACAAGUUGGUGAAAGAUGAGGGGGGUUUUGAUGCGGUUUGCAGAGAGAGACGCUGGUCUAAGAUAGCCCUGAAGAUGGGCUUUGCUCCAGGAAAGGCUAUAGGCUCUCAUCUGCGCUCCCACUAUGAGAGGAUCCUUUACCCCUACAACCUGUUCCAGACUGGAGCCAACCUUCUGAAGCCCACCCUGACCAACGACACGAAGGACACUGACUACAUCCCCCAUGACCUUCCCCAGCGGCAGUCUGUUCAACCCCUGGAGACCUGCAGCAUCGCCCGCAGAGCCAAGCGCAUGAGAGCUGAGGAAGGCUGUAUGAAGACGGUGACCGAGGAGGACUGUGAGAACCGGCCCAACCUGAGGAGGAGGAUGGGCUCCUACGUAGCCAAGCCAGAGCCACAGGCGGUGAAAGUGUUACCUGUUCAGGUGAAACAGGAAGCCACCGAGCAUGAGGAGCCAAUAACAAGUGACAAAGAAAACAUGCUGACUAAGAAAAACGACCCCACAGUGGACCAGUACAUGUGUCUGGUGUGUGGCAGCGGGAGCGAAGAGGACCGCCUGCUGCUGUGUGACGGCUGUGACGACAGCUACCACACCUUCUGUCUGAUCCCGCCCCUCCACGAUGUCCCCAAAGGAGACUGGAGGUGUCCCAAGUGCCUUGCUCAGGAGUGUUGCAAACCUCAGGUAGCCUUUGGUUUCGAGCAGGCUGGCAGGGACUACUCUCUACGCACUUUUGGGGACAUGGCAGACUCCUUCAAGUCAGACUACUUCAACAUGCCGGUUCAUAUGGUUCCAACAGAGCUAGUGGAGAAGGAGUUCUGGCGCUUGGUCAGCACAAUCGAAGAGGACGUUACUGUGGAGUAUGGGGCAGACAUCGCCUCCAAGGAGUUUGGGAGUGGCUUCCCCAUCAGAGGCGGACGAUUCCAAGUCUCCCCUGAGGAUGAGAAUUACCUGAGCAGUGGCUGGAACCUGAACAACAUGCCCGUGAUGGACUCCUCGGUGCUGACUCACAUUACGGCCGACAUCUGUGGGAUGAAGUUACCCUGGCUCUACGUGGGCAUGUGCUUCUCCUCCUUCUGCUGGCACAUUGAGGACCACUGGAGCUACUCCAUCAACUACUUGCACUGGGGAGAGCCCAAGACGUGGUACGGGGUUCCGGGAUACGCUGCAGAGAAGCUGGAGUGGGUGAUGAGGAAACUGGCCCCCGAGCUGUUUGAGUCCCAGCCUGACCUCCUGCACCAGCUGGUCACCAUCAUGAACCCCAACACACUCAUGAACCACGGCGUCCCCAUUUAUCGCACCAAUCAGUGCUCUGGCGAGUUUGUCAUCACCUUCCCCAGAGCCUACCAUAGUGGAUUUAACCAGGGCUUCAACUUCGCUGAGGCUGUCAACUUUUGCACCAUGGACUGGAUGCCCAUGGGCCGCAUGUGUGUGGACCACUAUCGGCAGCUGAAUAGGUACUGUGUCUUCUCCCAUGACGAGAUGGUCUGCAAGAUGGCGUCCAAGGCGGACACCACCAUGGAUGUGGCCCUUGCCUCGGCUGUGCAGAGGGACAUGACCGUCAUGCUCCAGGAGGAAGACAAGCUGAGGGACAAAGUCAGCAAGAUGGGCGUGCAGCGUUCCCAGCAGGCGGAGUACGACCUGCUGCCAGAUGAGGAGCGCCAGUGUUCCAAAUGCAGGACCACCUGCUACCUGUCUGCCCUCACCUGUCCCUGCAGCCCUGGCCAGCUGGUGUGUCUGCACCAUGCCCACGACCUCUGCUCCUGUACCUCCAGUGAACUCACACUCAACUACAGGUUUACCAUGGCUGAGCUCUACCCCAUGAUGGAAGCAGUCACUCUGCGUGCUGAGUCCUACACAUACUGGGUCUCCCAUGUCAGUGACAUCCUGGAGGCCAAACAAGACAAGAAAAGUGGGUUGGAAGAGCUGCGCUCCCUGGUGGUGGAGGCAGAGGUGAAGCGGUUCCCUCAGAGUGACCUCCUGCGGCAGCUCCGCACAGUCACCCUGGAUGCUGAGAAGUGUGCUGUGGUGGCCCAGCAGCUACUCAUUGGGAAGAGACAGACCAGGUAUCGUUCAGGUGGAAGGAAGUCCCAGAGCCAGAACCUGCUGACAGUGGAGGAGCUCAGGUCAUUUGUCAGGCAGCUGCACAACCUGCCCUGCAGCAUCCGCCAGGCCCCCUUACUUAAGGACCUGCUGACCCGUGUGGAUGACUUCCAGCAGAGCAGUGAGCAGCUCCUCUCUGACGAGGCCCCCAGCCCAGUGGCGCUGCAGGGCCUGCUGGACCUGAGCUUGGGCCUGGAUGUGGAUCUUCCCCAGCUGGCCCUGCUCAGGGAGAGGCUGGAGCAGGCCCGCUGGCUAGACGGGGUUAAGGGAGCCAGUGUCCGGCCACACAGCCUAUGUCUGGACACCAUGCGGAGGCUGAUAGACCAGGGGGUGGGCCUGGCCCCACACAGCUCAGUGGAGAGGGCUAUGGCCCACCUGCAGGAGCUGCUUACCAUGUCGGAGCACUGGGAGGAGCGGGCACUCCGCCUCAUGGAGGCUAGGCCACGUCACUGUGUGGAAACUCUUGUGGAAGCUCUGCAGGAGGUGGCUAGUAUCCCUGCCUAUCUUCCCAACUGUCUGCUGCUGAAGGACAUGGUGGACCAGGCUAAAGACUGGCUUCAGGAGGCAGAGACCCUACAGCUGGGAGGCCGUAUCCCUGUGCUGGAUACCCUGACUGACCUGGUGUCCCGGGCCAAGGCCAUCCCAGUCUGGCUGGACCCCCUUGCUCGACUUGAUUCCCUGGUGUUUGAUGUGCAGGCCUGGAAGGAGAGCGCUGCCAAGACCUUUCUAAUGAAGAACUCUACUUACUCCCUGCUGGAGGUGCUGUGCCCCCGGUGUGAGGCUGGGACGGGGCCUCAGCAGUCAAAGUAUAAAAGGGCAAAGGAUGCGGCCCAGUGCAGCGAGAGAAACAGCGUCAGGCUGGACUGCCUGAGUGAUGUGGAGAGGGCCCUCUCAGAGAGCAAGGACUCUGCCUCUGCUAUGGCCACUCUGGCUGAGGUACGUCAGAAAGAGAUGGAGAGUCUGCUGGCCCUUAGGGCCUCCAACGAGUCCAAGCUCCUCCUGGCCGGUGACUGUGGGGCAUUGAGGGUGUGUGUGUGCCACAAGGCUCCGUCAGGUGCCAUGCUGCAGUGCGAGCUCUGCCGUGACGCCUUCCACCGCAGCUGCGUCUUAGGCUCUAACCAGGACCCCUUGCCCAACCAGGCCUGGGUGUGUCCCCAGUGCCAACUCUCGGAGAAACCCCCUCUUGACCGGGUGCUGCCCCUGCUGGCCUCCCUGCAGCGUAUCCGGGUGCGGCUGCCUGAGGGUGACGCCCUACGCUUCCUCAUCGAGAGGACGGUCCGCUGGCAGCACCGGGUGCAGCAGGCCUCCGCCGAGGGGGUGGCUGUGACGAUGUCACAUCAGCGCUGGGCCUCGUCUAGUCCAACCUGGGCUCCGUCUCCAACUCAGGAAACAAACAGCAUGUCGUUCUACACGGAGCACCAGUGCAUUCCUCUGCAGGGACUGAGCCCUGAGCUGGAGGAGCUGAUGGUAGAAGGCUUCCUGCUGCAGGUGACUCUGCCUGAGACCCAGCAGCUGUACAGAUCCCUCAUUAAACUGGACCCCCGCCAUCACCACCACACAGACAGCCCCUUUCCACAGCACAGCGCAGAGCAGGAUCAACACCAGCAGAACUCUCAGGGAGGGAGCCCCCCUCACAACCAGAAUGGAGUAGCCUGUCCCAAGAAGGAGGCUGUGAAUGGAAAGAGGACCAAGCGGCACAUGGAGGAGGGCUCCGAGCGCAAGGACAAAGCCAAGAAGCCGCGCAAGAAGAAGCCCAAGUUGAACAAGGAGAGGAGUCAGGAGGCCAAGGGGACCUCUUCACUCACCGCCACCCACUCUGACCUCUCCCUGUCGGACUCGGAUGAAGACUUCACCCUGUGCGCUGCACCGUGGUGCCGAGAGCCAGAGGGGAAACAGGUGAAUUGGGUCCAGUGUGACGGAAGCUGCCAGCAGUGGUUCCAUCAGGUCUGCGUGGGAGUAUCUGCAGAGCAGGCUGAAAAAGAGGACUACAUCUGUAUCAGCUGCACACAGCCAGACCAUAUCAGGGAGUGAGGACCAAAAGGAAUGGUUUUGAAGUAUCAUGAGUUUUUAGUAUAAGUCACAGCUCUGGGUGCAUAACCACCCAGUGAACCUCCUUUCUUCGCUGUGCUCUGGUCCCACUGCCUCCUCAUUGAUCUUCCUGAUCCCAGCCCAGUCUGCUUUUCAGAGUUAUUGAGGCUCUUCCAUCACCGUUUUGUUAUAGUGGCUGGCUUUACAGCCAAUCAAUUUCAUCCUUCCAAUCAAUGACAUGAUGCAGAUUGUACUGCAUGAGGUUCCAACUGUCUUCGAAGGAGAAUAAAGUGGAGGAAACAAGACUUUUUCAAUUGACUGACUUGCAUGUGUAACAAGACAACAGGGAUUUUUCAACCAAAAUAAGUCAAUUGGAUAACAUUUUUGGAACCCAGUUUUUGUACAUGCAUCUGAAAUGUGAACCAUUUUCUUCUCAUGUAGAGCUAAUAUUAUUUAUCUGAGCAAAUACUGAACUGCUAAUUAAUAGGAGUUCAGUUUUCUUCUGAGCUAUGUUUGUGCUUAGAAAUGGUUCUAUACUAGAACCUAUAGAAUGCCCUCCUAGGCUGUAGGUUGAAAGUGGUGUUUUUAACUUGCAACCUAGCUAACAUAAGGAACUGUGCGAAUUAACUGCCACUGGUAUCGUUUGACUUUUUUCCUCCUUUGGGUAAAUAUGAAUCAUAUGUUGCAGUUUGCAUAAGGAAUAAAAUGUUUUCUCACAA